Molecule: messenger RNA, 1032 nt
Organism: Fonsecaea multimorphosa CBS 102226
Lineage: Eukaryota; Fungi; Ascomycota; Eurotiomycetes; Chaetothyriales; Herpotrichiellaceae
Exons: 2
Coding region: 1-1032 (343 amino acids)
Biological process (GO): peptidyl-lysine dimethylation; peptidyl-lysine monomethylation
Cellular component (GO): cytoplasm
Molecular function (GO): protein-lysine N-methyltransferase activity
Source: RefSeq, a predicted model, not a curated record
AUGUCUGCGGAGAAGUCCCAUCAUCCAGCACACCUCGAACCAAGCGAACUGGGCACGAAGGAGUACUGGGACGAAUACUACCAGAACGAUCUAGAAAACGGUGUUGGAGUUGAAGACGAAGACGGCGAAGACGAUGUAAACGUCAACGCUGGCAAUGAGGCCGGGAACGAGGAACCACCCGAUCCCUCGGAGUUGGACUCAUGGUUCGACGACGUCGGCGCGCCCGCCAAAACACUGGCGUUCCUGACUUCAACGACAUUCCCGUUGUCGCCAAACUAUAUCCCUCCUUCAGGAACCAGCACACAGGUCCGAGAGGGUGGCAAUGCUCCUGCGGCGGUGCUGGACUUGGGCACCGGCAACGGCAGCGCCCUGUUCGCUUUGCGUCUCCACGGAGGGUAUGCAGGACGCAUGGUCGGGGUGGAUUACUCGAGCAAGAGCGUCGAGCUGGCGAGGAAGUUGUGCGCGCAAUACUCCUCCUCCUACUCCUCCUGCUCCACCUCCUCAAACAUGAAAAUGGAGAACAUCGACUUCCACGUCCUAGACAUCAUCCACGAUUCCCCCGCCUCGCAGCCCUGGUGGCCCGAUUCAGGAUUCGACCUCGUUCUCGACAAGGGCACAUUCGACGCCAUCUCCCUCUCCUCAGCCACAGUCUCCGACGACCACUCGACCAACCGCCCACGACGCAUCUGCGAGCUCUACCCCUCAAAAGUCCUGCAGAUGGUCAAGACGGGCGGCUUCCUGCUGGUGACCAGCUGUAAUUGGACCGAGGCCGAGGUGGUGUCGUGGUUCACUACUUCCUCACCAAGUGGCAGUGGCAGGGGCAGGGGCAGCGAGAAUAAUGAUCCUGACAAUGGUACUAACUCAACCACUCCAAAGGCAGGAAUCUCGGAAGAGGGUGCGAAGAGGGUGGUGUUUGAGGUGUACGAUACAAUAAAGUACCCCGUGUUCGAAUUUGGAGGGCAAAAGGGCCAAGGGGUUGCGAGUGUUUGUUUCCGCAAAAUACUUCAGACAAGGGAGACGAAUCAAGGAUGA